Brassica napus (rape) is the source of this 648-nucleotide messenger RNA. RefSeq names its product probable WRKY transcription factor 10. The record is from RefSeq and is a predicted model, not a curated record. The coding region runs from base 1 to 648 and encodes 215 amino acids. NCBI's taxonomy places the organism in Eukaryota, Viridiplantae, Streptophyta, Magnoliopsida, Brassicales, Brassicaceae. The transcript has 4 exons.
AUGUCUUGUAGUCGUAAAUUCGCGACUAACUAUGAUUAUAGUCAAAACGACAAUGGUAUAAAACCGAUCAGCGAGACCUCUUCUCGAACCAGCUUAACAACUCCUCAGUCUGAAAGAAGAUCUGGUGGUAUCGUUGAAAGAGUAUCCGCAAGGAUAGGAAGAGAUAUUCCACCACUGAAUAUGGAACACAUCAACCCGACUCUUGUUUGCUUUCUUGUUAACGUAACAUCUCCAGGAUUCAGUAGUCUUUCUCCAUCUUUGCAAUCUCCAAAUAUGUUGACUGACUCUUCUUCACAGAUUAUCCCUCCUAGUCCAAUCCCGAAUGAUGCGACUCAGGAGAUGGUGGAAAGUUCAGGUGGCUCCCAUGCAACGAUGAUGAUAACCAACAAUAAUCUUCCUCAUCAGCCAAUGGACAUCGAUCUGUCUCCUCAAGGAUGUAAAAAAGGCACUGCUGAUAUUCCAACGGAAGAGUCUGUUGAUAUCACAUCUCAUGAAUCUAAUGCUGAUCCUAUUAGUGCUCCGUUACUCCCUUCUUUUGACUCUGAAGUUGUUUCUGAAAAGGAUGCUAUGAACCUCAUCUCCCUUAAAAGUGGUAGCGAAGAUGAUGACAAGGACAAAGACAAAGAUCACAACAUUGUUGUAGAAUAA